GACCAGGAAGGUACAAACUGGCCUCUAUAUAAACUCUAAACAUUUCGAACUUCAAAUCCUCCCACUCUUUCUUUCUCUCUAAACCUUUCCAUUUGUUGUCUGCAACUUUUUGGUUGCAGAGGGUUUCUUGUGAGUUUUUUACACAGUACACGCUAGCUAGUGUUUGUGUAUGUGAUUUUUGAUCGAGGGGGAUCGAGAUCAGAGGGCAGUACUUGAAGAUGAAGAAGAAUAUCAGUAGUACAGAUGAUCAAGCAUCGAAGCUUGAUAGAAAGACGGUGGAGAGAAACAGAAGAAUCCAUAUGAAAGGCUUAUGCUUUAAGCUUGCUUCUCUUAUUCCUGCUCAUCACUUCAAACCCUCCAGGGAAACGGUUACACAGCUAGAUCAGCUUGACUAUGCCACCUCCUAUAUAACACAACUGAGGGGGAAAAUAGAAAAACUAAGGCUUACGAAGGAGCGAGCUGCAUCUAGCAGUACUUCAGGUAGCAGCAGCAUGAGUACUAACAUGAUUGAUCAUAACAUGACGAUUGGAACAAGACAGCUUCCCAUCGUGGACUUGAGAGAUUUGGGUCCCUGUAUAGAGGUGGUUUUGAUAAGUGGGUUGCAGAAAAACUUCAUGCUUUAUGAAGUUAUCAGCAUUCUUCAGGAAGAAGGAGCUGAUGUUGUCAGUGCUAGCUUUUAUACUGCGGGUGAUAAAAUUUUCCAUACAAUUCAUGCUCAGGUCAAAAUUUCUAGAGUUGGGGUUGAGACUUCAAGGGUACGACAAAGAUUGCAGGAGCUGAUAUUCUGAAAUGGGGUUUCUGCAAUUACUGAUCAUAAUGAUCAUCACCCGUCCAGCCAGUACUAUCAGGAGUACUUAAUGUAGUACUAAAUUAAUUUUCAGCAUUUCUGAGUGUAUUUACUAGUAAUAUGUAAAAUUAGUAUGCUAUCAAUUUAGAUCUUGGUGUAAAUUAGAGAUGAUUGAUAUAUUUUGGGAUGAAAAUUUUCGUUUCAAUUUUGUCAUGCAUGAGAUUUUGUGGCGAAAUUGUAUUUGAUACGAUUAUAUAUAUAUAGAAUCAUCCCAAAAAUUGUAUCCAAUAUUUAUUAGAUAUAUAUGGUAUCUUCUCAUGA
This is a messenger RNA of Juglans regia (Persian walnut), 1108 nucleotides long. RefSeq names its product transcription factor bHLH162-like. Lineage: Eukaryota; Viridiplantae; Streptophyta; Magnoliopsida; Fagales; Juglandaceae. Gene Ontology annotation, molecular function: RNA polymerase II transcription regulatory region sequence-specific DNA binding; DNA-binding transcription factor activity, RNA polymerase II-specific; protein dimerization activity. The transcript has 3 exons. Gene Ontology annotation, biological process: regulation of transcription by RNA polymerase II. The coding region runs from base 219 to 788 and encodes 189 amino acids. The record is from RefSeq and is a predicted model, not a curated record. Gene Ontology annotation, cellular component: RNA polymerase II transcription regulator complex.